Equus quagga is the source of this 5160-nucleotide messenger RNA. RefSeq names its product zinc finger protein 474-like. Bases 456 to 1823 code for a protein of 455 amino acids. The transcript is spliced from 5 exons. NCBI's taxonomy places the organism in Eukaryota, Metazoa, Chordata, Mammalia, Perissodactyla, Equidae. The record is from RefSeq and is a predicted model, not a curated record.
CAAGCCCUGCCAACCCAACCUGGUCACUGCUUUUCCACCCGUGAGGUCACCUUCUUCCUCUUUCACACCUGACAUAAUUGACAGUGAUAACAUCCAAAACCUGCUGGAUUCUUUAUAAAAGUAUGGAGAAGAAGACAGAUAUUAAAAUCGUAUAAUAACAAUUAUGAUAUCAUACUUACCACCUACUGUGCAUUAUGCUAAGCAUUUUAUCUUACUUUUAAUCCUCACAACAACCCUGCGUGAUCUUGGAGGCAUCUGAGGUUUAAUGGGGACUUUCCAGCAUUCCAGACUGCUGCCCUGCAAUGAAGCUCUGAGUCACAGUCUUUGGGUCUAAGGCACUGGCAACAAUGUGGAACCCCAGGACAGCCAACCUGACUAACCUCCGCUCUAAGCAGAAGCCCAAAAUGAGUCUGGCCUGAAAUCAGAGCAAGCACUAGAGAAGAACUUCUUUGUUAAUGGAAAGAGGAAAGAAGAAAAAGGUUUCCAGCAAAUUGCAACAGACUUUCCACCAUUCUAAAGAACCUACCUUCCUUAUCAACCAGGCUGUUCUAUCUAGUGACUCCCAUUCUAGCCUUUUGCCAGAAAAAGGGCACAUCAAUCCUGGUGAAAAUAUAAAGACAAACCCUCAGAAAAAUAGACCUGGAACUGUGAUACUCUCAAAACGAUCCAGUAGGAGAAUGACGUCGGAAAGCCAGUCCAGCCCCCCUGUGAUCCCAUCCCGCAGGCCUGGAUUCCGGAUAUGCUAUAUCUGUGGCCGAGAAUUUGGGUCCAAAUCACUUGCCAUUCAUGAGCCCCAGUGCUUGGAAAAGUGGCGUAUUGAAAACAGCAAGUUGCCCAAGCACCUGAGGAGGCCAGAACCCUUCAAACCACAGCCUGUCAGUGGCAGCGGGUCCUACAAUCUUCAGGCAGUAAAUGAGGCAGCAUUUCAGAGUUCUCAGGCUCAGCUGCUGCCCUGUGAAUCCUGUGGCCGCACGUUCUUGCCAGAUCGUCGUCUUGUUCACCAGAGAAGCUGCAAGCCAAAGGGUGAGAGGCCCAGAGUACCAAAUCCCAACAGCUCUGAUGACCUUACUGGUUUCAAGAAAGCUUCUGGUGGCAUCCCAGCCCGACCAAGGACUCUCAUCUGUUACAUUUGUGGUAGGGAAUUUGGCACCCUAUCCCUUCCUAUUCAUGAGCCCAAAUGCCUGGAAAAGUGGAAAAUAGAAAAUGAUCGGCUCCCCAGGGAGCUCCGCCGGCCAUUCCCACAGAAGCCUCAGCAUCUUCCAACUGGACUGUCCAGUCAAGAGGGGCCAAGUCAAGUUCAGCUCAUGCCCUGCCCAAAUUGUGGCCAGACCUUUGCCCCAGACCGCCUUCUGGUACAUGAGAGAAGUUGUAAAGCUCAACCUAGUGGGUCAACAGUUCAGAAUUUGACGUUAGGGAGUGAAGGUGGCCUAAAGGAGUCCACUAAUUCCAAGCAACAAAGGAACAUGGCAGCACCCCCUGUGACUGAUAAGCCAACAAUGAUAAGACGUCCACCAACAAUUGUUUGCUACAUUUGUGGUCAUGAAUAUGGAACAAAAUCAAUCGCCAUCCAUGAGCCACAAUGUCUAAAAAAAUGGCAUAAUGAAAACAACUUGUUGCCUAAGGAGUUAAGGAGACCAGAACCUAAAAAACCAGAAGUCAGGACCAUCACUGCCAAAGGUUUCUAUGAUCUCGAUGCCUUAAAUGAAGCUGCCUGGACCAGUGCCCAGAGCACAUUGGUUCCCUGUGCUGUUUGUGGGCGCACCUUCCUGCCAGACAGACUGAUUGUUCACCAACGAUCCUGUAAACCAAAAGUCGCCAAGUAAAGCUCUCUCUCUCUGCUGAAGUGUUACAGCCAUUAAAUCCUUCUGAAAGAGAUUGGGAUAUGGCGGGAAGGAAAAAAAGGGAGGCGAGGAGAGGAAACAAAGAAAACUGGAAUUGACCAAAGGCUAUCUAGCACAGGAAGCCCAGCUCAGUGCUUUGGUGGCAAAAGUGUGACCACUAUGUGAUGGGCAAAUGUUCUGCUUUUAACAAGCAGCUGCAUGCAUGUUCAGAGACACACUGUGGGGCAUGCAUGUCACGCUUUUGUGAGGCAGAAUUAUAAGUGGGCUGCACCUCAUCAGAGCUGGCAUUUUUGCCUCAAGGAAAUUUCAGAGCCAAUUGUUGCCAUUUUAUUUCCAUUCUAUUUUCCCAAACAAGAAUCUGAACCUCACAAUUAGGACUGUUAUUCAGUGAACAGAGCUUUGGGUGGUGACUUCAGACAACUUCUUAGUCCUAAGAAAAACUGGAUUCUUUCCCGUCCUUGUGCUUUCUGAAAUAACUUGCCCCUCCCUGCUUCCUCUGAUCCAGGGAAUUGUUUUUAAUUGAGUUAUUAAUUGGGAAUCUUCUUUUCUCUAUAAAAUUAUUCAACAAGACAGACACUGGAAAAAGAGCUAAGGACUUAAAGUACUAGACCCAUAUCUAAUUCAUACUCCCUUACCGAUAGUGAGAAAUAUUACAGAGAGAUUUCAGAACCAGUGCCAGCCUCAUAUGUCAGAGAUUGCUACAAGGGGAUUCAUAAAAUGAGUGGAGGCUACCUCCUUCCUUCUAUAGGAGAAGCCCAGUGAGAGUUCUCCCUGCCCCCCUAGGGGCUUAUAGGUGUUUUAUUGUUGAGGUAUAAAAGGCUGCCAGGAAAUUCUGUGCCUCCCCACCCGAGGCCCAUUCACAGUAAGUGGAUUGUGAGACUGCUCUGUGUUUUAGAGUCCCUGAAUGUGUAUUCCAGAGGUGGGGCUCUCCUGGGAGGAUGCCAGGCCCAGGGAGGUGCUCUGCCCAGGAAACUCUGCUCCCCCAGGCAGCUCUGCUUCGCCUGGACUCCCAGCAGUUUUGCUUGAAAUCUUUGUUCAUUUUAUGGCCGAACUUCAGGGCAAUUCUGGAUCCACUGGGUUCCUGCAAGCCUCAUAUUCAUGACCUUACACAGCACAGUUAACUCCAAAUUAUAUAAGCAAAUUUAUUUGACCUAAUAUUUUGAUCACACGUCUACGUAUUACAGAAGUUUACAUUAGGAUAAUUGUGCUAAUCAUUUGGUUUUUCCUGCCUGUUCUAAAGGAAGCUAGAGAUGAGCUUUUUAAAAAGUCUUUAGAUACCCUCAAAUAAGAUUAUCAUCUUGUGAAAGACUAGCAUUUAAUGUCUCAUAGUUGAUGGUUCGGUUCUUUUAUUUUGUUAAAAAUGACAACAACAUCUAAUAACUCACACAUCUGUGAGUGCGCUAUGGGUCAGGCACUGUGCUUAGUGCUUCCUAUACAUCAGUCUACAUAAAUCUCACAUCAACCCUACAAGUAAAUCUCAUUAUCCUUAUUUUGCACAUGAGGAAACUGAUACUUAGCCUAAAUAGCUAACUCAAGGUCACACUGCACUUGAGUUAAGAGAUGGAGUAGGGAAGCAAACUCGGGAAUGUUGGUCUUCCAAACCCAUAGUCUUUCCAUUGCCAUUUGUAUGCUAGACACCAUCAUUAAUAAAAUUAACUAUACUAAUGCAAACGAUCGGACAAAUGUGAAAAGUUUUGUACAAUUUUUAGUAAUUAAGGCAAAUGGGAGUCUUAGGGUGCUUGUAGUUCAGCUGUUGGGCUGAGUUUAUCUUAAACUGAGGUGAAAACAGAAGUCAGCUGUAUUGUGUUUCAAAAGACACUUGCGUUCUGCUAACGUUUAGAAGUCAAAUAGCAGGGGAAAUAAAGCAAAAGUUCUGGCCUCAACAUUGAAAGGAGCUGCCAUUUGGAGACAUAAAGAGAGAUUCUUGGGCUCUUUGCUUUAAAAGCAUGACCAAAAACCUACUUUAUCUGUAGGAAUUAAGUCUGUGAGCUCUUGAAGUGGUUGAAAAGGCCGAGCUUUCAUAGGGGUCGUCAUUUCACAGGGAACAGCUUGAGGUACAUCAAGGGGAUGACUUUGGGGACUCCACUUCCAGCUUCACCUCAGUGAGCCAGCAAAUGUAAAUGGAAUUAAAUCCUGAGCAAGCUCAGCUGUAAUGACUUCAAUUGAAGAGUUCCUGUCCAUUUUCAAGGCAAGUCAUCAAAGUCUCCCCAUUAAUAGGAAAGAGCUCACCUGCUCUCUCCCAACUGCCCUUCCCCCAAUUAGUUCACUUCUGUUCCAAUAUUUGUACUCUCAAAAGAAAAUAAUUUCUUUAACAAUAGUUGGCACCUCCGUGAGCUAUGAAUUUGAACCUCGAAAUGGCUCCCACAGAUACUGUCCUCGAUGAUGAAGAACAGAUCCUAGGUGAAGGUACUUGGCCCUCUUACACUCACCCAGGCAGUUAUUGGUCUGGGAUGUAAGGUUAUUACAGGCACCAACAACAAUGCAAUUCCCUCAUUGCCCUGUUAACUGGUGCUGCACAAACUUUAAUUGAAUUCCCCUCGAGUCGAGGUUAUGAGAAGAAUUCCAGGAUUUCUUGAUGCUCAUUUGCACACUGAAUUCCCAUCCAAGUUGCAGGGCAUGUCCUAUCAGAAGGGAACACUGGGGACUGAACAAGCACAUCCUAAGGGAGGUGGAGAGGGAGAAUCUCCUAUUAGGAGUAAGCAUGGGAAUCUGUUAGAGCUCCAUUAUGGGAGCUCUUCAGGCUGCCUCCUCAUCAGGCAGCCUUGGAAGCAAUUCCAGAUGGGCUCCCAGUAUUUCCAAGGAUCAUUCUUAGAUGACAUUGCCUUAGCCUAGGGAAUACUGGCAUGAGUCUCUUCAUGGAAAAAGAAGCUGCUACUGAGAAGCAGACCCAUCUGUGAACAGGGAAGAGAUGGAGGGCAGAUAUCCAAAGUCCUCCACCCCUGAAAACAGCCCAGGCACUUUCUGUACUUGUCUGCUUCUGACAUUAACAGUAUUUCUUCUUUACACCCCUGUCUAAACCAACUCGUAUGUCUUUAAUCCCAUAUCAGAUCAGGGCAGGAAGUUCAGCCCUUUCCUUCCCCAAUCCUGAGGAGUUCUUUUCCACCUCUGGCAAUGGUCCAUCUUCCUUUAUCAUUUAUUACUUUCCUACUGACUCACCGUCUGGCCCACAUGAACUACUGUGCCUGUUUCUGCUGGCCCUGCCCACUCUGUGAGCACCGUAGGCAGAGAUGAAAAUGGGGUUUUCCUGCACUUGGAAGAAACAGCACAAAUGAGAAGCAGUCAGUUGCCAGUGGGGGCCAAAAAGGAUGGUGUAGAGAGA